GACAAUUACUACUCCAUUCAAAGUCGUCCUGUCCUUCGGCUAGGCUCUGCGUACUUGUCAGCCACUGCUCUCCGCGUUCAAAACCCAGUUUGCCUGAGAUUCCGCUCUCUUACGCUCCCCCUCCGGCCAUGCUAAACUAUCACCCUGCCUCAAUGCUGCUGUUUCCACUGCUGGUGGCCUGCUGCCGCGCUCAAACUCUAGGUGGCCCUCCGUCAACGUCUCCUCACGAUUAUGGCGAACCGAAGGGAGAUUACAGUUCACAGUGGCAGUCUUACUUCCAGGUCGCGGACUCUUUGUCUGGUGUAGACUUCACGCUACCCAACAGCUAUGCGGGAAAUAUUGCAGUACAACGUGAGGGUCACGCAAACGACACGCUGUUCUUUUGGGCGUUCGAGCACCAGAAGGAGUCGUUGACUGCUGCCGCCGGAGAAAAUGGCGAUACGCCGUGGGCUAUCUGGCUGCAGGGUGGACCUGGAACGUCAAGCAUGCUGGGACUCAUGACUGAGAAUGGUCCUAUCCAAGUACAGCCUGGCACUCAGAAGCUUGUCCAAAACAAGUACGCUUGGAGCAACUUGGUCGACUACAUCUGGGUGGACCAGCCUGUCGGUGUUGGAUUCGCGACUGCCGACUCUAAUGGAUAUGCCGCUGAUGAGGACCAAGUUGGAGUUGACUUCAUCGGCUUCUUGGACAAUCUGGUCAAGGUCUUCCCGAGUUUAGCUACACGCCCUUUCUAUCUCACUGGAGAGAGCUACGCUGGCCGUUACAUCCCGUACAUAGUGAAGACUCUCUUCUCGAUGCCAAACCCCCCAGUACAGCUAUCGACGAUGGUGGUUGGGAACCCGGCGUUCGGUUCCAAUGCCGAGUUCAAAGUCAUGCCGACUCUGACCCUCAUCGAAACCUACCCCCAGUUGAUUGGCUACGACACUAACGUGUACGACUACUUCAAGCAGCAAUCACACCUUUGUGGGCUCGACAUCAACUUGACGUAUCCACAGAUGGGUGGCAUCCUCGCUCCGGUCAAUCUUAAUCCGGGCACAGAACCUACGUUGCAAAAUCAGACACAGCCUGAUAACGACGAUGACAAGGAGAAGACUAGGGGGAAGAAUUCCCGGCUGGCGAACCGCAGCUUUGCUGCUGAAGUUGCGCAUCGGUACUCCGAGCGCCGGGCUUCCGGUGAGCCUGCGCAGCCGUUUCACGAGAGGCUUCGCAAGCGUGCUGCGUGGACGACGGACGCCACGAACUCCUCUGGGAUCAGCUCGUAUUACGGAUGCGAUGUUUGGGACGAGAUGCUCGACUACGCACUGAAUUACACGUUCCCGUGGUGUAAGCGGCUUUUCUUCUGCUCCACUUUUGAUGUACCCGAUUCUCUUGACCCCGAGGCUCCCGACGAUCCUACCUUCUUCUUCACCAAAGUUGGAGGAAUAGACCCAAGUCCCGAACCAAUGACGUUCUUCACCGAGUUAGCGACCAACGCAACUCGGCACGGAAUCCGCAUUGUCACGUAUGUGGGCAAUGACGAUAGCAUCUCGCCCCACUUCGGCACAGAAGUCACCAUCCAGAACACGACCUUUGGUGGCACGCAAGGCUUCACUCGCAAGCCGAGCACGCCAUGGUUCAACGACGACGGAGACUGGGCGGGUAUCGUUCACCAAGAACGCAACUGGACGUAUGCCUUAUUCUAUGGGGCCGGUCACGAAGUGCCAGGGGACCAGCCGGUAUCGGCCUACACCUUCCUCCGCGAGUUCAUCCUCGGCAACAACCAAACAGGCCUCGUUGUCUCGAGCGGCAACACCACGAGCGUCAUCGGCGACGAGAACCCGACUCUCCAGCAGACUGCGAUCCCCGGGCAGCUCGCGAUCGACUACGGUUCGACCACAACGCAGGGCAGCACGAUCUGGCCCAGCGCGACCGUUGCUGCGUUUGAGAGCCACGUCGGCCAGGUCUCUGUCACCGGGACCAACGCCAUCAAGCCGACUGCUACGUCUGGCACCAUGUCGUCGGUGCAUCCCAAGCACGCGGGCUUCGUCGUGUUCGCGAUAGCUAUGGCGCGGCUGCUGGACGAAAUUUUCUGAAUGGUCGACAGAGUUCGCGCGAAGUUUGCUCCCGGUGACGCAGAGAAGGACAAUAGAAUGCUUGACGAUAGAAUAUUUACUUGUCAGUAGAGCGCCAUCUGCGAC
Molecule: messenger RNA, 2177 nt
Organism: Phanerochaete carnosa HHB-10118-sp
Lineage: Eukaryota; Fungi; Basidiomycota; Agaricomycetes; Polyporales; Phanerochaetaceae
Exons: 14
Coding region: 129-2072 (647 amino acids)
Biological process (GO): proteolysis
Molecular function (GO): serine-type carboxypeptidase activity
Source: RefSeq, a predicted model, not a curated record